AUGUCAUACAGCACUGAGACAGCUUACAUCACGGGUACGCGUCCGCUAACAACUGGAACGCGCGAAGAGAGAUCAUCUCAGCCGCUAAUAUCUUAUCCUCAGGCGGUGCUAGUGGAAUCGCCAGGUUUCUUGCUGCGACACUCGUCGACAAGGGUUGAUUCCUGCAGCAUGAAAGUCGUCAUAGCUGAUCGAAACCUCAAAGGCGCCGAGGGAGCCUGCCAAGAGUUCAACACAAAAGGUCAAGUAGCGUGGGCAGUUGAGGCCGAUGUUGGUGACUGGGAGUCUCAGAAGCAAGCCUUUGAGAUCGCCGUGGAGAGGCUUGGCAGGGUGGAUUACGUCUUCCCCAUUGCGGGCAUAACUGAAAGACCCUGGAACCCCAGGCAACCCGGUGGGUCUGGCUUUGUUAAGCCGAAUUUGGCUAUCCUGGAUGUUAAUGCUACUGGGGCGCUGUAUACAUGCUCUCUUGCGAUUCAACAGUUCAGAACCCAAGUGUCUGGCAAGUAUGGUUUCCGUGGAAAGAGUAAGCUUUAUCUAUCCCGGGACCCGGAAUUGGAAUCUCACAUCAAUGUGCAGUUGUUGUUGUAUCCUCAGCUUGUGGUUUCUACUGCAUUCCCAGUCUGCCAAUUUAUACCGCGGCGAAGCAGUAAGGCCACUGAAAUUGACCCGCAAGGGGAAAAAAAUAUUAACACUAGCAGUGCAGUAGUUGGAUUCGUACGGACACAUGGAAAGCUCUUACCAGAGGAAGCUAUUACGCUCAAUGCAAUUUGUCCUACAAUCGUUAAAACCGGUAUCUCAACUGGUGACUUCUACGACAAGGCCGACGCAAAGGGCCUUUUGAUCACCAUUGAGAGUCUAGUGAAAACGUUCGAGAGCUUGCUAGGGGACUGCAAAACAUCCGGUGAAGCUAUUGAGAUUUUACCUGGCGAUGAUGGGUUCAAGAUCAAGGAACGGCCGGAGUAUAGUAACGAGAAGUGCAAAGUGAGUUGCGAGAUGGUCGAGGAAAGGACAUAUAAUGCAUUUAAGGCUCUAGAGCUCAAGACAAACGAGCCAAGGUCCUAG
Molecule: messenger RNA, 1059 nt
Organism: Fusarium mangiferae
Lineage: Eukaryota; Fungi; Ascomycota; Sordariomycetes; Hypocreales; Nectriaceae
Exons: 2
Coding region: 1-1059 (352 amino acids)
Source: RefSeq, a predicted model, not a curated record